Messenger RNA from Aspergillus alliaceus, 2140 nucleotides. Its product is annotated as putative mitochondrial dicarboxylate carrier protein. Bases 547 to 1491 code for a protein of 314 amino acids. Gene Ontology annotation, biological process: transmembrane transport. The transcript has 3 exons. The record is from RefSeq and is a predicted model, not a curated record. Gene Ontology annotation, molecular function: oxoglutarate:malate antiporter activity. Lineage: Eukaryota; Fungi; Ascomycota; Eurotiomycetes; Eurotiales; Aspergillaceae.
CCUGGCUCAGCGCUUGAUCGUGCUUUCCUAACCAUUCCCUACCAGGACUUAUAGCCUGAGAAUACCCUGUCCUAACAAUUCUUUUUUUUUUACCCUUGACCCAGACUGUUUGGAGUUGCCUGACUGACAAGGUGUACGUACAAUUUGCUGUCCCCUUUCCCCCUCCCCGCAUUGUCACGCUUCAUCAUCUGACUGGCUACCAAUACUUCACUUGAACUAUUCUUUGUCAAUCUCCUUCCCCUCAUUUCCUCUCCCUGCUUUUUCUCGUCCACGUCGGCUUCUAUUCUCGUAUCCCCUGUUACUCCUCUUCCCCUCUUUUCGAGUCUCUCGUGUAGUAUUCUUCAUAUACUACCGUAUCCUUCGCUGGUAAGCUUCUUAUUGAUCCUUUCUAUCUCCUCCCUAUCGUACGUCAUCUGUUGGAAUCGACAUCCGCACGAUUUCCUUUCUGUCGCAUUUGCGUAACAUCCAUCUCAUGAUUACCUCUACCACCGGUCAGUGGAUGGUCACACACGUUCUGACCUACUGUAAAUCAUCCCUGUGAUCAGAAUGGCUUCUCCGGCUACCAAGGAACCCCAGCCCGCGAUGGACUUUCUACAUCACCCUUAUACCCGCGCCGCCCUCCCUUUCAUUAACGGCGGCAUGGCGGGCAUGACAGCAACAACUGUAAUUCAGCCAAUCGAUAUGAUCAAGGUGCGCCUUCAGUUGGCUGGGGAGGGUGUUCGUACUGGGCCUCGCCCGACCGCUUUCGGCGUUGCGCGCGACAUCAUUGCUGGCGGAAAGAUACUUGAUCUCUACACAGGCCUGUCAGCAGGCUUACUCCGCCAGGCUGUCUACACGACCGCCCGUCUGGGCUUCUUCGAUACUUUCAGCAAGAUGCUCCACAAGCGCGCUGACACCGCGAACAGAAAGGUCACUUUUGCGGAGCGUGCCGGUGCGGGCUUGACUGCUGGUGGCAUUGCUGCUAUGAUUGGCAAUCCAGCUGAUCUGGCUCUUGUUCGCAUGCAAUCUGAUGGCCUUAAGCCUCCAGAGGCGCGAGCACACUACCGUUCGGUGGUGGAUGCGCUGUUCCGCAUUUCGAAGAAUGAGGGUAUUGCAGCCUUGUGGUCGGGUGCUUUGCCGACCGUAGUGCGGGCAAUGGCUCUCAAUGUCGGCCAACUGACUUUCUUCGCGGAAUCUAAGGCUCAGCUGAAAUCUCACACAUCCCUAUCCACCCAGAGCCAGACCUUCGCUGCUUCUGCCAUUGCUGGAUUCUUUGCCAGCUUCCUCUCUUUGCCCUUCGAUUUUAUCAAGACCCGUCUGCAGAAGCAGCAGAAAGAUCCUAAGACCGGCCAGUUGCCGUACAAGGGUGUGCUGGAUUGUGCUCGUAAAGUUGCCAAGGAUGAGGGUUGGUUGAGGUUUUACCGCGGAUUCGGAACGUACUAUGUGCGGAUCGCACCCCAUGCCAUGGUCACGCUUAUUGUGGCGGAUUAUCUCAACCUCCUGACCAAAUAAGUGAUUAAACACUCAUUGAUCGGAUGACGAUUACAAGGAAUCUCUCGGCUUAAAGAAAGAAGCGCAUUGACUUAAGUGAACUGUGUCAGCCUUUUAUGACUGAAUCGCCGAUCUUCCUAUGCUUUUUGGUCUCGUGGACGUUUGCUUCCUGUUCACUCUCUGAGAAAUGCGGUGUCCAGAAUACGAUGUGACCGCGGCAAAAUCAUUCCGGUUUCAAUGGUUCUAGAAAUUCAUGCUAUAGAACACCCCACCGUUCGGCCAGUUGCGGUGAUGGAAAUUUCUAGCGAGCUGACCAUCGGAUAUGCGUUGAGAAUAUCAGCAUGUUGUAAGGAACAAUGCGUCUGUCCCACCACAUCUCCGAGGCAGAACAAUAUCCCUUCCCUUUGGAAAAUACCCCUGUUCGUGCGGUCUUACUUUUUUCCCCCUGGUGUUAGUAUUGUUUACAGUGGGUGUAAUGGAGUUUCUUUUACUUAGUUUGUUGUCUCAUUCCCAUCAGGACUAAUACAGGCUCGAGGCACAUGAAGAGGACAUGGCCUUGACUUUCCCUUUCACGGCUUGAGUGUUGCAUGUACUCCGAGAGGCAGUUUCCAUACCCCGAUUUCGAGGCAUGCUUUAGUAUGGGUUAAACAAUGAAUUGAUUUGCAGAAAA